Messenger RNA from Acanthisitta chloris (rifleman), 694 nucleotides. RefSeq names its product rhombotin-1-like. Gene Ontology annotation, biological process: positive regulation of transcription by RNA polymerase II. Gene Ontology annotation, molecular function: transcription coactivator activity; DNA-binding transcription factor binding. The record is from RefSeq and is a predicted model, not a curated record. NCBI's taxonomy places the organism in Eukaryota, Metazoa, Chordata, Aves, Passeriformes, Acanthisittidae. Bases 1 to 357 code for a protein of 118 amino acids. Gene Ontology annotation, cellular component: nucleus. The transcript has 3 exons.
AUGGACACUGCCAUCCUUUCUGUACCGCUCAUUAUAUCUGCCUGUCCUGCUUCCUCAUUUUUGUCUCCUGUGAAGUCAAUAGUUCCAAAAUUCUCGCUCAUUCUGUGGAGGGAAGAUUUUCUCAGGCUCUUUGGUACCACCGGGAAUUGUGCUGCCUGCAGUAAACUGAUCCCUGCCUUUGAGAUGGUGAUGAGGGCCAGAGAUAAUGUUUACCAUUUGGACUGCUUUGCCUGUCAGCUCUGCAACCAGCGAUUCUGUGUGGGAGACAAAUUUUUCCUGAAGAACAACAUGAUCUUGUGUCAGAUGGACUAUGAGGAAGGGCAGCUGAAUGGGAGCUUCGAGUCCCAGGUUCAAUAACAGACCCUGCUUCACUGAAGCACUGUGGGAUGGGCGCUUGGCCGCAGGAGCAGCGAGGGCGCCUGUCAGCUUGCCUGCAAUAUUUUUUUAAUUCUUGGUCCAGAGAGGACUAUAUACAUUGUAGUACUUUUCCCCCCCAACACAAAGCAGUUACAAUUUUAGAUGUGCAGUUGUGCCUGCUUAGCUGAGCACUGCAUUGCCUGUAUGUUUGUGAGUUUUUGGGGUCUGGGGGAGGGCUCUGUACAGUCUGUUUUCUGUAUAUAAACUGGAACAUUUAUUUUAUGAAAAAUGUAAUGCGAUUUUAUUACUGGUGUGAAUUAAAAAUUAUGAAUGUUUC